Molecule: messenger RNA, 2648 nt
Organism: Hyalella azteca
Lineage: Eukaryota; Metazoa; Arthropoda; Malacostraca; Amphipoda; Hyalellidae
Exons: 10
Coding region: 60-2159 (699 amino acids)
Cellular component (GO): myosin complex
Molecular function (GO): cytoskeletal motor activity; ATP binding
Source: RefSeq, a predicted model, not a curated record
CACUUCUGUACAAACUCACGCACUCCACGCCUCACUUCGUCAGAUGCAUUCGCGGCAACAUGGAAGAAACGGACUCCUUUGACACUGCGAUGGUGAAGCAUCAAGUCAAAUAUCACGCUCUUUGUGAUACCAUCACCAUCAGGCAACAGGGCUUUUCCUACAGAGUCCCCUUCGACAGUUUCUUGAAGAGAUAUCAGUGCCUGGCGUUUGACUUCGACGAGUCGGUUGAGCUGACAGGCGGCAACGCUCGGCUGUUGCUGCUGCGUCUGAAGAUGGAGGGCUGGGCUAUAGGCUCGUCGCGCGUGUUCCUCAAGUACUACAUGGAAGAGCACCUGAGCAGGCUCUACGAAGACCACCUCCGUAAAGUCGUCAAAAUACAGGCCAUGAUCCGCACGUUUGUUCAACUUCGCCGCAUUCGCGCCGGCCGGUUUGGACGCAGUAGCAAAGCGUGCUCUCCUGAGCCUGUCCUCGCUCGCAAGGUGAAUCAAAAAGCGGCUAACAGCAUCGCUAACAGAGCCCGCUUCAAUGAAGCAACUGUGGAGGGCGAGGCUGCGCGUAUCGUGCAGCUCUAUUUCAGGCGCUGGAAGAUGCGCACGCUCUUCCAGACACUGCAGAUCUACAGAUGCGACAAGAUGAAGCAGUUGGUCUACUUCUGCCAGCAAGUGCAUCUGUUCAACCAAGAAUGCCAGGCACGCGUGUGCUGCUUGAGCCCGCCGGUGCUCUUGUCAAAAGUUGUCCCUCAGAAGCCCUUGUCUCACCGCAGCCUCGUCAAAGAACAUUCUCGAGGGCGACCUAUGAAACUUACACUCGAUCACACUCUCGCCAUCUUCUUCGAUACCAGCUACCUCUGCCACCCGUCACGCCGCGACUACAGGCAGCAAGACGACGACUGGGAAGGUCCAUUCAAGAGUCGCCUGGCUGCUGAGCGAGCAGCUAACAUGGGAUCAGACAGCCCAUUGCCCAGCUCAUCUCCCGUGCCCUCAAUAUCCAGCAAACACUUAAUGGAUCAAUCCCAGUCCAGUUUCAAUAAAUGUCAAAACCAAAUCCAGUCGAAAUUCCAAAACAGUAAAAGUAACGACAGCGACGAAGAUCAGUUCAAGGAUUUGAAAGAACAAAUCAGACUGGAUAACGAGAGCUGGAAAAACAAAAACAAGUACGUUAUGACAUCCAUGGAAAGCUUUGACAGUGUCUCCUCUUACAAACAAACCUCCCUGCAUGAAUGUGAAGAGGCUCCGGCAGGUAGAGCUAACAAGGAACUGCAAACCAGCUUUGAAUUUGAUAAGAAUUGUAAUGUUUCAUCCAACAACUUACCAUACACUUGCAACUACAAUAACGGUUGUGGCAACGGCAUUAAUAAUAACAGGGAACUUGUCUACAAGAGCAAACGCUCUGAGUCUCGUGAAGGCUGCGCCAGCAACUGCAUGAGUACUGAGCCUCGCGAUGGUGGUCGUGACCACUACAACCGCUUCGCGGCCGUCACUCCUGCCACGAAACCUGCGUGUCCGGUCUACGCUCCUUUCAAUUUCAGCUACAUCAAGAGGCAGGAGAUGAAACCUGCUGUCACUGUCGCGCCGUGGCAAAACAGGAAUAAGCCAUCAAGUCACCACACGCCGCAAGGGGCGUUAAAAGAGAUGAAGAUGAAAGCUCAACGCCAGGGUGACCAGAGUUCUGCUCAAGCAUUUGAUUUCCAGAGUCAACUUCGCAAAACGAACUACAAGAGAGAUAGCAUGAAGCGUUCAGAAGCUCAUCGAGACACCACUAUCACAAAUAAUCUUAACAACCACAACAACGCUUGUCCCUCCUUUCUGCCAGAAAUCAAAGUUCGGCCAGAACCACCACUAAGUCAACGAACAGGCCCGGCAAAAGCUGCUUCUCCAGCCUCAGUUUUGCAACGAGAAUUAUCCCGAGAAUCUGCGCGCAGUAAAGAGGCCGAGCGCUACCGGAUGCAACUGAAAACGGCAACGGAUGCAAUGAACAUCAGCCCUGCUGAACAUAAACCUCCGGAAGAUUUAAAUGCUAUGGAAAUAUCAGAACAAGAAGAUCGACAGCUACUGGUGGUGAAUGGGCUAGAUUCCUCCAGCGAAGAUGAAAACCAAGAAAAUGUCGAGGAGACUUUUGAAGCUACUUUCACGGCUAGCACCGAAGAAGCCAUGCUUUAGUUUAUAAGUAUUAUUUGGCGAUCGUAAUAAAUAUUAUAAGCGUGAAUAGAGUAGUCAGCAACAGCUCAUCCGAGUUUUCUGUAGCGACAUCGAUAUAUUCUCGCUCCAAUUUUAUCAUAAGUGAGCUCUAAAGUUUGAUCCGUUAUCGAUAGUUAUAAAUGUUAAUCUAAAAAAGAAGUCAAUGUAAUCCAGUAAAAAUGUUACUUAAUCUACCUCUCAACAAGAUAUAUGGUGGAUAUACAAAUUCACGAACAGCCCCGCAAUUGUACUCAGUUUCACGUUUCUAAAUUCUCAGUAUCGAAUGAAUAAAUUUUUCGUUCAAGUCGAUCAUUAAAUAUUAUAUGCGUAACCAGAAUUAUUUGAGUGUCAUAAAAAGGGACUUUGACAUCUUUUGCUUCAAACCAUAUUGUUUAUUUAUAGCGUUGUAUUGUAUAUUGAUCAUAUUCAGUCAUUUUGUAAUGUAGUAUCGUAUUAUGGUUAGGAAUAAAA